AUGGCGCGUCUCGGCCGCGUUGGGUUCCUCGUCCUCGCGGUGGUCUUCCACCUGAUUUAUACUUAUUCCAUUUUCGAUAUCUACUUCGUGAGUCCUAUUGUGAAUGGAAUGCGUUCAUAUGGCGUCGAACGACCCGCCGGUACCAAUGCUCCUGCCCAACGUCUCGUCCUCUUCGUCGCCGAUGGUCUCCGCGCCGACAAGGCCUUCCAGGCGUUUCCCGACCCGACCCCCGAAAAUCCCGCGCAGCAGACCGAUGAGUUGAUUCGAUUGGCGCCGUUCAUUCGCUCUAAGGUACUAUCGCACGGUACCUUUGGUGUCUCCCACACUCGAGUCCCCACCGAGUCCCGGCCGGGGCAUGUUGCUCUGAUUGCGGGAUUGUACGAGGAUGUCUCAGCAGUUACGACAGGCUGGAAGCUAAAUCCUGUCAACUUUGACAGUGUCUUCAACCAAAGUCGGCAUACGUGGAGCUGGGGAAGCCCUGAUAUCUUGCCCAUGUUCAAGGAGGGCGCGGUGCCUGGGCGAGUCGAUUCGGACACAUACGGAGAAGAGGCAGAGGAUUUCAGCGUGGAUGCAACUCAUCUGGACACCUGGGUAUUCGAUCGAGUUCAUAAUCUCUUCGAGUCUGCCAGGAGUGACCCCGAAUUAGAUCGGAAGCUGCGCGAGGACAAGCUGGUGUUCUUCCUUCACCUGCUUGGACUGGACACCAAUGGCCACGCCCACCGUCCCUACUCCAAGGAAUACCUUCAUAACAUCAAAGUAGUGGAUCAAGGUGUCAAGGCGGUCACCAAACUUGUAGAAGAUUUCUAUGCAGACGAUAAGACCGCAUUUAUCUUCACGGCGGAUCAUGGCAUGAACGACCUCGGCAGCCAUGGCGAUGGCCACCCAGACAACACGCGCACUCCCUUGGUUGCUUGGGGCUCUGGGGUUGCUAAGCCGCGAAUCACCAAGGAUGGAAUUGCCUCGGGACACGAAGACGGGUUCUCGUCCGAUUGGGGAUUUGACCAUGUCCAGCGACAUGAUGUUGCACAAGCCGACGUUGCUGCUCUUAUGGCAUACUUAGUUGGUGUCGAUUACCCGGUCAACUCGGUCGGACAGCUUCCGCUAGAGUAUAUUGAUGCUAGCCCUAAGGAGAAGGCUCAAGCUGCGCUGGCUAACACCCGAGCGGUGCUAGAAAUGUAUCGAGUCAAGGAGGAGGAUAAGAGAGCAUCAGUGCUCCGCUAUGUACCCUUCGAGCCUCUUUCUGGUUAUGGAGAAACCUCGAUUGAAGGUCGUUUUGCCAAUCUUGAGACUCUCAUAUCCAACGGAUCUUAUGAGGAGUCUAUUACGUUGUCAUCUGAAUUAUUGGUUGUUGGUCUUGAAGGCCUUCGCUAUCUACAGACGUAUGACUGGCUUUUCCUGAGAACAGUUGUCUCUUUGGGCUAUUUGGGCUGGAUUGCUUAUGCUCUGACGACUGUGAUUGACCUGCAUGUCUUGCAUGGGACAUCUGAUUCUCAUCGGACAACUGCCAGCAUCUCGUUCUUCACAUCCAUCCUUGUGGCAUUAUUCUCUGUCUUUCUCUACCAAGGAUCAUCAUGGCGUUAUUAUUUCUACGCAUUCUUUCCCGUCUACUUUUGGGAAGAAGUUUUUGCCCGAAGGAAGGCUCUGAUUGCUGGUCGUCAAAUUGUUCUCGGCCAUGUUCGCUCCUUUUCAGGAUACUUGAACUUUGGACUGCAGGCUUUAGCAUUUCUGGGCGUUCUCGAGGCUCUAGUUCAAUCCUAUUUUCAUCGUGAAAUUUUCACGAUAGGGUUUGCGCUUGGUGCCAUUUGGCCCCUUGUUUAUGGGUUUAGCUUCAUCCGCAGCCAUGUUUUCUUGACUGUAGCAUGGGCCCUAGGUUGUUCUUUAAUGGGCAUUUUCACUCUGCUGCCAGUUGUGAAGGUGGAGAACAUCGACACUAUUACCUAUGGUGGUCUUAUCAUGUUUUUCACAGGUAUUCUGUACUUGCUGUUUGAGGAUACUAUCCUUGGACACAAAACGCCUGCUUCUUCCGAGCACUCCAAACGUCUCACAAAUGUUGGCGCACGUAUUAUUAUUGGGUUGCAGGUUGGGUUGGUUCUUCUUGCCUUAAUUGUGACUCGAUCCAGUGCGACCUCUCUUAGAGCGCGUGAGGGCUUGCCCCUCGGAAAUCAAGUAGUUGGAUGGUUUGUUUUAGUCUCAUCCUUGUCAUUGCCAUUUUUCCACCGGCUCUACCCUAAUAACAACUAUCUUCACCGUCUUAUGGUCAUCUUUUUGACCUUUUCUCCGACAUUCAUCAUCCUGACGAUUUCGUGGGAAGGCUUGUUCUAUUUUGUGUUCUGCAUGACCCUUGUCACCUGGGUCCGCCUUGAACAUGCCAUCUAUGUUCAUACAGCAGGAUCUAGGACGUCUCGUUCGCAGUCGGCCGCCAAAGGAUCAACGUCCACAUCUCAGGCUUCAUCGUCGGCCACUACGAUUGUGGACGGCCAGACUUACCACUACCGUGCUCUUACUCUUUCUGAUACCCGGGUUGCGUUGUUCUUCUUUUUCCUUCUCCAGUCAGCAUUCUUCAGCACCGGCAAUGUCGCCUCCAUCUCCACCUUUUCUUUAGAAAGUGUCCGCCGUCUCAUUCCCAUUUUCGACCCAUUUGCCCAAGGCGCGCUGCUGAUCUUACAAAUCUUGAUCCCCUUCGCCAUAAUCAGCGCCAACCUCGGCAUUCUCAACCGCCGACUUGAAGUAGCGCCUAGUGCACUAUUCAUGGUCGUCAUGUCCAUCUCGGACAUCAUGACUCUGAACUUCUUCUAUAUGGUCCGCGAUGAGGGUUCCUGGCUGGAUAUUGGCAUGACUAUCAGCCAUUUCUGCAUUGCCAGUGCUCUCUGCACCUUCGUGGCAGGGUUAGAGUUCCUUAGCGAGCAGUUUGUCAGUGGUGUGGAUUUCGGCACCACUGUCUCUACUCUUGGGUCUGCUGUUGUGCAGGCUGUGACCGAAUCCGCUGACUGUGGCCAUGAAAAGCCGGCGGAAUCGAACAAGAGCAAAAAGGCCCGUUCUCGUAACAAGAAUCAUAAGGCCCAUAAAUAG
Molecule: messenger RNA, 3069 nt
Organism: Penicillium macrosclerotiorum
Lineage: Eukaryota; Fungi; Ascomycota; Eurotiomycetes; Eurotiales; Aspergillaceae
Product: mannose-ethanolamine phosphotransferase MCD4
Exons: 5
Coding region: 1-3069 (1022 amino acids)
Biological process (GO): GPI anchor biosynthetic process
Cellular component (GO): endoplasmic reticulum membrane
Molecular function (GO): mannose-ethanolamine phosphotransferase activity
Source: RefSeq, a predicted model, not a curated record